This is a messenger RNA of Desarmillaria tabescens, 756 nucleotides long. RefSeq lists its product as uncharacterized. The transcript is spliced from 3 exons. The record is from RefSeq and is a predicted model, not a curated record. Bases 1 to 756 code for a protein of 251 amino acids. NCBI's taxonomy places the organism in Eukaryota, Fungi, Basidiomycota, Agaricomycetes, Agaricales, Physalacriaceae.
AUGGACAAAGGCCUCAUGCUCUCUCUCUCCGAGAUUAACGAUCUAGAUUACAUCGCGAGUGCUUCUAUCGUACUCACCCUCAAACUUAUAUACAUUGGUGAUAGUACGCUUGUUUCAUUUGCGCGCUGCCCGUUACCGAGCACAUCAGCGGGUAUAUGCGUCACAACUAACAGAAGCGACGAGGUUGCAUCAGAGAGAGCGUUGUUUGAAGAGUGGGGUGGAUCAAGGGAUGGUCCUGGUGUCGUCGAGACAGAGGUCACCGGUGCUUCUCAGGAAAGAGCAUGCUCCCUAAAGGUGGUUGUAUGUGUCCGUAAGGAAGGCAGAGAUGUGUGGUGUGUAACCCGCCUUUGGCCAAGAGUUGAGAAAUCGAUGUGGGGAAUCGGUGGAGCUGCUUCCUGCAGGUCCCCUGUGGAUAUGACUUCCUCUGCCGAGUCGGGAGAGUCAGAGGGUGUCAACGAGGGUAGCGAAGAGGUACAGUCAGGCAGGACAAUGGCGCUGUCCUGCAUGGGGGGGUUUCAAUGGGGAAGGGAUCUGAGAGCUGGAGGCAGUUUGGAAAGAGUUGUGGGGGUAGAGGAACAAGGUUGGAACCAUCGUUUUCGUCGCUUGGUUGGGGUUAUAUUCCCACCUUUUGACGUCGAAGGAACUAGUAAAGAAGUCAUGGGAUCAGGUAUGGUUGGGGAAGUCAGGGUUUCACUUGGGGUUGGGGAACUUUUCUGGGUAUUGGGUAUCCGUUCGGUGUUACGUGGGCAACAUUAA